CAGAGUUCUGGGCUGUUCAGGAUUUUGGAGAGGAGGAGCGCGCACUUUUUCCUCAUUUCACUACCACUACGUUUACCCUGCAGUCACGCUUGCAUCACUUCGUCUCCACGUCUGCCUGCCCUCUCCAAACUAUACAAUAUUUGACCCUUUAGGCUUCUCUUCAGCGAUUCUCCAGCUUUUGAUUUUCUGUUCCACCAUCAGCCAUGUUGAUCAUUUUGGCCCUCAUCAUCCUCUUCCACAUCACCUCAGCAAUUCUACUCUUCAUAGCAACCAUCAGAAAUGUAUGGUGGGUUUGGAAGGAUUACUCCUUAGAUCUCUGGUAUCACUGCAACUCCACAGACUGUUAUGAUAUACCAAAUAGUGCAACCUCUGAUGCAGCCUAUCUUCAGACUGUCCAGGCCACCAUGAUACUGGCCACUAUCUUGUGCUGUGUGGGUUUCUUUGUCUUCAUCCUUCAGCUCUUCCGUCUGAAGCAGGGCGAAAGAUUUGUCUUCACGGCCAUCAUCCAGCUCUUGUCUGCUUUCUGUGUCAUGACCGGCGCAUCUAUCUAUACAGCUGAGCACUUAAGCUUCAAAGACAAGAAUUUUAAGGAUGGAGACUAUGGAUAUUCCUUUGUUGUGGCUUGGGUCGCGUUCCCCAUGACGCUGCUGAGUGGCUUGAUGUAUCUAGUGCUAAGAAAACGCAAAUAAAGCACAACACACCACCUCACUAGCUGCACCCAGCUACAGCCUUAGCCAAGAGACUUUAUUUGUAAUGACACUUGUUUUUUUUAUAUGUAGAUUAAAUAUUUGCCAAAGUUAGAAUGAAGUAGAUGAUCUUAUAAUAUUAAUCACGGCGUACUGGAAACAUAAUUAGAUUUUAUUCAUAGUAUGUCACAUUUUUUAACCUUAUGUAUAAUUUAGCUCUACCUGCCCAGUAAAAGAAGUGCUGUGAUUUAGAAAGGUAAAAUAGGGCAUGGAAAAAGACAAAGAGUGGGAGAUAUAAUCGGACAUACAUAUACACACA
Molecule: messenger RNA, 1005 nt
Organism: Carassius carassius (crucian carp)
Lineage: Eukaryota; Metazoa; Chordata; Actinopteri; Cypriniformes; Cyprinidae
Gene: emp2
Product: epithelial membrane protein 2
Exons: 5
Coding region: 204-689 (161 amino acids)
Cellular component (GO): plasma membrane
Source: RefSeq, a predicted model, not a curated record